AUGGCUCACCUCCAAGCCCGCCAGCACAUCUCCCCAGACUCCGGGUUCCCUGUAACUUUGCACCCCCUCUUCAACCCCGGAAUCUCCUCGCAUGUUCCUCCUGAACCAAUCCGAGACGAGAUUACACCGCCCCCGGACCGCGCCUCUUUCGCAGAUCCAGAGAAACGUGCUUUGUUCUCUCCUGGUGUCAAGCGGAUCAAUCUCACUGAGAGUAUCGGCACGGUCCUGGAGGGAGUCCAGAUUAGCCAGCUUAGUGCGUCGGGGCUGAAGUUCGUCAACAUCCACGGAAGCCGCGAAGACCACCGCGAGAUACUGAAGUACACACCAUGGCCAAGCGGGGACUUUCACGCUGAUACCUCUUUCGAAAUCAACCGUGCGCUCCCCGCGACCUACGCUCCAAAAUACCUGAGAUUCGCUGACACGAAAGGAACAGCCCCAUCCUACUCCCUCCUUCGAAUGGAAGAGCACCCCGAGGUUGGUGGUGACACGGCCUGGGCAAGGAAGGUCUCGCAAUACGGCCUCUACGACGCUCUCAGUGACGCAUACAAGAAGUUCCUUGAUGGUUUGCAUGCUGUACAUACCUCCCGACUGCAGUACGACACAAUUCUUGACCUCUGGGGCACAGGCCCGAACCGGCCGCCUAUCGACACCCACCACCCAGCUGUCCGGACCCACCCAGUAACGGGUCUGAAGGCACUGAAUGUAAACCCAGGCUUUGUGACGGGGUUUGCUGAGUUAAAGAAGGCUGAGUCUGACAAAGUUCUCGACUUUCUAGCGUACCAUAUCCACUCUGCCGACGACCACUACGUGCGCUGGAAGUGGGCGGUUGGGAGUGUGGCGAUGUGGGAUAAUCGAUGCACCUUGCACCGAGUCAUCCCAGGCACAUAUGAGGGCAAGAGGAGGGGGAUCCGAACUACGGUGUUCGGGGAGAAGCCGUACUUUGACCCUGCUAGUGAGAGCCGUAACGAGAGGAACGCGAGGGAGAAGCGGGAGAAAGAGGAGAAAGAGAGAGAAAAAGAUAAAGGAGAUGGCGUUCUACCGGUAGAGACUCCUGUGUAA
Messenger RNA from Aspergillus nidulans FGSC A4, 1059 nucleotides. RefSeq names its product TauD/TfdA dioxygenase family protein. The coding region runs from base 1 to 1059 and encodes 352 amino acids. The transcript has 8 exons. The record is from RefSeq and is a predicted model, not a curated record. Lineage: Eukaryota; Fungi; Ascomycota; Eurotiomycetes; Eurotiales; Aspergillaceae. Gene Ontology annotation, molecular function: oxidoreductase activity.